This is a messenger RNA of Besnoitia besnoiti, 2817 nucleotides long. RefSeq lists its product as uncharacterized. The record is from RefSeq and is a predicted model, not a curated record. The transcript has 6 exons. Lineage: Eukaryota; Apicomplexa; Conoidasida; Eucoccidiorida; Sarcocystidae. The coding region runs from base 1 to 2817 and encodes 938 amino acids.
AUGGAGGCUCGCUCGACUCUAAAGAUCUCUCCUGCGAUUGACUUGCCAAUGCAGCUUCUCAGCGGACGCCUCUCCGCAUGCCGGCGGCUUUGUUCGUCUCCUUCCCGCCAGCAGCCCAUGCAACUGCACACCCCUCGGGUCUGUUUCGCCGCCCGAGCUGCGGCACGACGGGCUUGUUUCCUUCUCCUCAUUUUCCUCCUCCUGUCGUUCGCCCCGAACCUCACCGUCGCUCGGCGAUUGCUGCCAGGCCCUACGCAUCCUCCGCCCUUUCUGGACACGCUCCAACGGCACACUCUUCUGUGGGAUCCGCCUCUGCCGAGUGAAGUGAGAGAGCGAGUCUCACCGUCAGGCGGCGGCCUGCCUGCCGGCGAUCGAUACGAUUUCUCUCCCGGACCCGCUGCGCACUCGCGCUGGCUCGAGGAGGAGGCUGUCACCCCCUGGCGCGCCGCUAACGUCCUCCUCCCACUGGAGGAAACAAGCGAGCCACUGAGGAGGGACGAGAGACGAUUCCUUGGAACGUCGAGCAUCCGAGGGCAGCGGCAGGCUCCUUGCCUGCGCCCGACGCGAGCGGCUCCGCUUGCUUGGCUGAGGCCCGGUUCAAACGAGGCCGCCAUCCGCGACAUCCCGCGAGAUCCAUCUGCCACUUUUAGGUUUUCCAGUUUUCUUUCCUGCAUCGCCCUCGGCGCUGCCGCGUUCCUGUCCCCGGCCUCGUCGACUUGGGGCGGCACUGCCUCGUGCUCUUCGGCUUCUUCGCCUUUUCCUGCAGCGCCGCGUGCCGGUGUUUUUCAGCUUGUCUGCGCUAAUGAACAGGCAGACUCCUGCAACCAGACUGCAGAUCGUUUCCGGACGCGGCUCACGAUGACGCGAAGCCGGAGCAAGCCGAUCUACCGCGCGGCACAUCCAGGGCUGAAGCAGCUGAUUCUUCGAGAGAAGUUCUGGGCGCGCUUCGACCCGAAUCGCAACAAGCUUCUCCACACGCCGGAGUACCAAGAGUUGCUCGUCUCUGAGCGGCGCCGUGCUCUCCAAAAGAGAUUUGAGGAGCUGAAGACAGAGAGACAGCGCGAAGGAGGCGGAGGCGCGGGGGCGGGUGGCUCCAAAGCCCGCGAAGCGUCUGUCAUCAGUGCAUGCUUGAGGGAACAGCCAGAGGAGAGCGGGGAACUCAGCGCAGAGCAAAAACAAGAACUGCAUACACGCGAAGUGGGGUAUCUGCGGCAGCAGCCAAAAUUUCGCCAGAAAAAGUGGGGAAGCGGCCGCUUCAAGAAAGAAGAGGGGUACCUCUUCCGACUCCUCGACUCGCACCGCCAGAAGCUCCUCGCGCACGAAAAACGGAAAAGACAGAGACACCUUGCCGCCGAGCGCCUCAAAGCCGCGGAGGCGCUUGGUGCAGCGAACGCGCAACCCGAGGGCGACGCGGACUCCGCCGACGAGGCGCUCUCCAGCGAGGAGGAGGGAAGGAGGCGGAAGAUCAUGGAGGCGUAUAAAACGCUGAGCUAUUCCUUCGUUAUUACCCAAGUUGUGCCUCGCCUGGCGUGGCUCGAGCAGCAGCGCCAGAAAGACGCGAUCGAGGCGUGGAACCGGCGCAGCGAACGGUCUCCGCACCCCCGCACCGCCGACACUGCGGAGAUCGAGGCAGUUUCCUCUUCGCUCCUCCAUCAAGUUCAGAGGCUCCACCAGCGGAAGAAACGCUUUUUGGGGCCUCAGCAAGUUCUCUCUGUGUAUGAACAGCAGCAGAUGCUCCUGGGUAACGUCGGAUUCAUCGACCCUGUGGCGGAGCGGAAACGAACGAGCGGAAUCGGCAAGAACGAAGAAGACGAAAGAACUACAGCCCAACUGCGAAUAGCUGCUGCGCGCACGCGAUCGAUUUAUCUCCAGUUCGUCUCGGAUCUUCACUUCAUCUUCACGAGCUUCGAGGAGUUCCUCACUGACGGACUUGAGGCUCUCCUUUCCACACCAGGGGCGCCAGACGCCGUCGAAGAGGGCGACUCUGCCGCAGAGCGCCAGCUCUGUGAGGAGUCAGAAAGCAGCAGGGACGGCGAAGGAGCCACCAAUUCCGAAGAAGCCAAGGACGCACGGGACGAGCAGGGCGAGGCGGCGAGACCUGAGGCGGGCGUCAAAACGCCCCUCGAGAGGACAAAGGGUCGCGAGGAGUGGAGGACGCGAAGCAAGUUGGAGGAGUUUGUUAGCGCCUUGAGUUUCCAGAAAGGCUUCCGGUCAGCAGACGACCUGUUCUCUGUGUGCCAUCUCCUCCAGCGUAACCCGCCAGCACCUAGCGGCGAGGCGCAGUUAUUCGUGCUGAGACUCGCCGACUUGAUGCAGAAGGAUUUCAUUCGGGCGCUGGCGCGCGUCUACCACUUCCACAAAGAAUGGAGCGUGGCGGGCCGCUUCUUUCUGGCUGCGCUGACGACACGUCAGCAGCUCCUCCCAAAGAAGCUCAAGCUGACUAUGUGGGACGCAGACACGGACUCUCUUGAGCUCGCCAUCGAUAUUCUCUCCCUCUCGUGGACCCCAGCAGAGAAGGCCGCGUUCCUGGACGAGCUGCAGUACGCCGAUGCAGACGCCGAGGCUGCCCUCGCCGCUCCGCUCCUGGAAGGCAUCCGAGCGGCGCUUAAGGAGGUGAUGAGGCAAAACUCAGAGCCGAAGAAGACACGCCGAAGUCGAUCUCAAGGAGACAACCCAGAGGCAGGUGGACAAGAGGCCACAGAAACAACGCGCGAAGAGCGUGAGGUGGAACGCACAGGGGAUGCAGAUGCGCGGGAUUCAAACGAAAGUCACAAUACGGGAAGCGGAGUGUCGCCACGGGACGUGGUGGAGAUGUAG